UCCCAUUGGACCCGGAGAAGCGCGCCAGUCGAGCGUCGACCCGAGAGCGGCCGUGGGCUCUUCGCCGCCCUAGAGUUCUCGGAGCCUCUCGGGGGAACCUACGGGGCUACCAGCUGCUCCGGCUCACGCCCGUCUCGAAUGAUAUUCUCGGGCCCAGACAGCGCCUUAUGAGCCCGUAGCAUAGCGCACUAUCGGGGAGUCGUCACCAGGAGCUCGCCCAGCCUUUGUCAUUGAAGCUUCGAGAGCGACACUAUGCUGCCGUCGUAUUCCUCCUCCUCGCACUCCUCUUACCACUGAAACACGGCUCGUCGCGACUUCGAAACGGGAGGAAGCCGUGGAGGUGCUGCUGACAAAGUCCUUACUCGCGGACCGACGUCCCUCAGCUCGAGUAAGGAAGGAAGCCGAGAGGGCCGAAGAUAGUAAUUUAAAGACUGGUGAAGCUGUCGCGGUCACCAGUCGCUCCUCGCCAACACCUCGCGUGCCUUACGAAUUUAUAAAAGAUGAGAAUAGUCAUGGCAUUCAUGAGAGUAACUCUUUCAACUUUAACAAGAAAUCGUUUUGGUAAUCAUGUUCUUACCAAAUUUUCAGCACCAAGACCAAGAAACAAUAUGAUGCUUGGGUUUGUCGGUUGUAACUUCAUGAGUACUCAUCAACUUAGCAAAAACAUUGAUUUAGUAACGGAUGACAAUAAUUUGUCUAUUAUUAAAGAAUCUAAAAAAAUUAUAAAUCCCAAUUCAAUCAUUGAUGCCAACCGUCCAUUGUUAGUGUUACUUUGUUGGCUUUUAUCAAAGCCUAAUCAUAUUAAAAAGUUUGUAAAUUUUUACAUGGAGCAAGGCUUUGAUGUCGUUACAGUAUCUAUUACUCCUUGGCAAUUAAUGUGGCCUAUUAAGGGAUCACGGAUUAUAGCCUAUGAUUUGUUGCAAUUUUUAGAUCAAAAUAUAUGCUACGAACAGAUUCUGUUGCAUGGAUUUUCUAUCGGUGGCUACAUGUGGGGAGAAGUUUUAGAUUUUAUUCAUAAAGAUCGUAAAAGAUACGAUCGUGUAAUUAAUCGGAUUGUUGGUCAUGUCUGGGACAGUGCUGCUGACAUAAGCGAAUUAACAAUUGGAACACCAAAAGCAGUUUUUCCUAAUAAUAUUGUACUCCAAAAUGUUAUGCAAAAAUAUUUAGAAUAUCAUAUGAAAGCUUUUCACAAACAGGCAACACAAUAUUGGAUUCGAUCGAGUCAGUUGUUCCAUUUAAAUUUAAUUCGAACACCAGCACUAUUUUUAGUGAGUAAUACCGAUCCAGUAGGCUCACUGACAAGUAACAUGAGGGUUAAAGAGUCUUGGGAAUCCUUAGGCAUAAAAACUUAUGUGAAGAUAUUUGACAAUACUCCUCACGUUGGCCAUUAUCGAACCAAUCCAAAGGAAUAUGUAGCUGAACUAUACUCUUUCUUAGAUAAAUUACAACUAAUACGAAACGAAGAGAAGAUAAGAGCGCGACUUUAAUACAAAUUUUUAAAAUAUCGAGUCGAUCAUUCUAGAAAAUGUUAACCAAAACAUAUUCAUUGUUUUCUCCUUAAACAACUGUACAUUUUAUUGCAAAUUUUAUGGUAAUCUUAAAUAUUUUA
This is a messenger RNA of Ceratosolen solmsi marchali, 1609 nucleotides long. Its product is annotated as transmembrane protein 53-like lethal (2) k09913. Gene Ontology annotation, molecular function: serine hydrolase activity. The transcript has 6 exons. The coding region runs from base 501 to 1487 and encodes 328 amino acids. Lineage: Eukaryota; Metazoa; Arthropoda; Insecta; Hymenoptera; Agaonidae. The record is from RefSeq and is a predicted model, not a curated record.